AUGGAAAAAAAGCUGCUAGAUGUGGCGAUAAACAGCCUCUGGUUUCUUUCCCAUGUUCUAGGGGCCAUGGGCAUGGCGCUCAUGGCCCUGCUUAUUACAGUCAUCACCCACCGCUUAUUCUUUGAUCCUUUCUCUCGCAUACCCGGACCAAGAUUGGCUGCUGUGUCAAAUAUAUGGUUCGCCUAUCAUACAAGAAAUGGGGCCACUGCUGCCAUGGCUAAAAAGCUACACCGGCGAUACGGCCCGGUUGUGAGAGUUGGGCCGACAGAAGUGUGGUUUGAUACGAAAGAGGCUUUCGAUCAGAUUUACAGUGCAGGUAUCCGUGGGUAUGAAAAGUCAGACUUCUACUAUCGCCGGUUGAAUGCUGAGUUUCAAGAUAAUCUUGAUCUACUUUCUGAGAGAGACAUGCAUCGCUAUAGGUUACAACGUCGGCUCAUCGGACGAGUCUACCGGACGGCCAAUGCGGUUCGCCAUGAGCAAGCUCUCGACAGAGUCAUGGAUGAUGUGAUCAAAAAGUUCAACUCCAUCAAUGGCGCUGAUAUUGAUUUGAAGGAGUGGAUGCACAUCAUCGCCGUAGAGUCACUGGGCGCUGUGGUCCUAUCUUGGUCACCAGGGAUGAUCAAAGCCGGAACAGAUCGCGACACGAGCAACCAGAGCUACCUUGGGUGGCGCCGCAAGUCAGUAUUCGGACUUUUUCCUCUGAUAACCAAGCUCGAGGUCAACCAUAGAUGGAUUGGAAGAAUAUUUGGCAUGCUCUGGGGAAUUACAUACCAGACCCCGAAGGGUUUCAAACCCUUCUUUCCCCGGUUCAAGGACGUGGCAAAAAAGGUGGCGCGACGAAUCAAGAAUGCGUCGAAUUCGAGGACCAGUCAGAAGGAAGAUCUUCUCGCAGAUUUGAUCAGCUUGCACCAGGAAAAGCCCGAGUUCACAGAGUUGUAUCUGCGGAAAAUGGCAAUUACCAACUUUGGUGCCGGGCAUGAGACACUUGCGUCGACCCUCACGGCCGUCAUGACCAUGCUGGGAACACAUCCAGACGUGCAAGCGACCGCAAGACAAGAAAUCCGUUUUUACAAGGCGGAGAAAUCACAAAAGGCAGAAAAACCACAAAAAUCAGAAACAAUCAUCAGCUACACGGACGCGCUGGAACUCGUGUAUACUCGCGCCGUCAUCCGGGAGGCGAUGCGGCUCUACCCCGUCAUUAGCAUGGGCCUGCCGCGUGUGGUGCCCCUUCGCGACGGCGGGCUGCAGCUCCACGGCUUCCACAUACCGCCCGGUGCCACCGUGGGCUGCAACCCCGUUUCGCUGCACCGCAACCCGGACAUUUGCGGCCCGAACCCGGACGCGUUCGACCCUCGCCGCUGGCUCGCCGCUGGCAGCAGCGACGACGAGGCACGCGUCCGCGCGCUGGAGCGUUACAGCCUCAACUGGGGUGGCGGUUCGCGGACGUGUCCUGGAAGGCACGUGGCCGAAAUGAUUGUGCUCAAGUGUGUCGUGAGACUGCUCGAGCGGUUCGAGGUCCGCGGCGCCGGGCCGGCGCUCGAGGACGAGGGCCCGACCUACUUUCUGGCCAUGCUGACAGGGGUCCGCGCCCGAUUUCUGGGCAUUUGA
This is a messenger RNA of Cordyceps militaris CM01, 1608 nucleotides long. RefSeq names its product Cytochrome P450. Lineage: Eukaryota; Fungi; Ascomycota; Sordariomycetes; Hypocreales; Cordycipitaceae. The record is from RefSeq and is a predicted model, not a curated record. The transcript has 4 exons. The coding region runs from base 1 to 1608 and encodes 535 amino acids. Gene Ontology annotation, molecular function: iron ion binding; monooxygenase activity; heme binding.